GCCGCCUGCGCUUCCUCGUCCGCGCCAUGCCCGGCGGCGAGGUGUCGACAUACUUGAGCCGCCUCGGGCUCGGCGACACGGUCGAGCUCCGCGGGCCGCACCUGGGCUUUGACCUGGGCGCCCGCCUCGGCGCCGGCAACGGCAACCAGCGCGUCGUGUUCCUCGCCGGAGGCACCGGAAUUGCCCCGGCACUCCAGGCCGUUCGGGCCCUCCUUCUAUCUCCUACGCCGGCAUCAACUACCACCACUACCACCUACGAGUCAGUGCCAGUGCCAUGUCCGUCCGUCUCUAUCAUCUGGGCCAACCGCCACCGCGCAGACUGCAUCGGCUGCGACGACUCCUCUGUCACGUCUCCCGCCGGCGACAACAAAAACAAAAACCCCGUCAUAGCAUACCUAUCCAGUGCCGCGGUAAAACAAAAACAGCAACAGCACGGCGGCGGGCUCGAAUACGCCUGCGUCGUCGACGACGAGGGAACCUUCAUCUCCGCGCGCGCCAUUGCCUCGGCCGUAUCACCAACCACUACCGCCACCGCCCCCACCACAUUAACUAAACAGCAGCAGCAGCAGCAGCUCCCUCCGCGUUUCCUGUCGUCCGAAGACUGCCACUACCACUCGACACGGCUCCUCGCAGGGACAGGGCCCAACGACGAUAGCGGUAGCGCCGCCCAAUACGCAUGCGCAUGCCCGGGGGGCAGUAAGAACCUGCUCCUGGUGUCCGGGCCGGACGGCUUCGUGGCAGCGUACGCCGGCGCAAAAGUGUGGGCAGGCGGCAAGGAGCUGCAGGGGCCCGUCGGAGGCGUGGUCGGCGACCUCGAGCGGCGGUGGCGCCCCGGCCAGUGGAGCGACUGGCUUGUGCUCAAGCUCUAGGGUAGACAUUGCCACUACAAGUGUUGUAUCAUAGUAAUGGUAUGUCUGUCUGGCUGUAUUAUGCAGUCAGGAAUUAGCUUAUUAUACCCCGCCCUGGAUUUACCUAGGUUUUAGUUGGCAGGAGUACAGCUAGGAGGAUAAAGGAGUGGCGGAUACACGUAUGUACGUCGUUUAGUUCUUGUGCCAUACACCGAACCUUUAGGAUAGAGCGUAUGGAUAGAUACCAGGGGUAUAUAGAAGACUGGAAUAUGGGUUAGACGCGGACAUGCUGUAUGAUGAUAGAAGGCCGCGGAUGUAAAGUUAUCAUUCUUGCCGAGAAGAAUACCAGUAGAAACCAUAGUCUUUCGCCUCCCCACUUGAGCA
Lasiosphaeria miniovina is the source of this 1232-nucleotide messenger RNA. RefSeq lists its product as uncharacterized. The transcript has a single exon. The record is from RefSeq and is a predicted model, not a curated record. Gene Ontology annotation, cellular component: mitochondrion. NCBI's taxonomy places the organism in Eukaryota, Fungi, Ascomycota, Sordariomycetes, Sordariales, Lasiosphaeriaceae. Gene Ontology annotation, molecular function: oxidoreductase activity; FAD binding. Gene Ontology annotation, biological process: cytochrome c-heme linkage. Bases 27 to 869 code for a protein of 280 amino acids.